This is a messenger RNA of Ilex paraguariensis (yerba mate), 727 nucleotides long. The record is from the annotation of a GenBank genome assembly. Lineage: Eukaryota; Viridiplantae; Streptophyta; Magnoliopsida; Aquifoliales; Aquifoliaceae.
CUCUUUAAAAACGAUUUUUGCUUCAAGCCCUAGUCUCACAUUCUUCGUUUCCUUCCUACAACAAUGAAGCUCGUAAGGUUUUUGAUGAAAUUGAACAAUGAGACGGUCUCAAUCGAACUCAAGAACGGCACUGUUGUUCACGGCACCAUCACUGGUGUGGAUAUUAGUAUGAACACACAUUUGAAAACAGUGAAAUUAACUCUGAAGGGGAAAAACCCUGUAACUCUUGAUCAUCUAAGUGUUAGGGGCACCAACAUUCGUUAUUAUAUCCUUCCUGACAGCUUAAAUCUUGAAACUUUACUUGUGGAGGAGGCACCUAGAGUCAAGCCCAAGAAGCCAACUGCAGGGAGGGCUUUGGGACGUGGUCGGGGCAGAGGGCGUGGGCGUGGACGUGGACGGGGCCGUUAGGUAUGUUGUGGUGUUCCAAUUUUUGCAACAUCUUUCUAUGUAGUAACCUUCUGUUGUAUGGAGAUUGGAUUGGCUGUCUAUUCAUGAUCUUUUGGAAAUAGAAGGGUGAAUUGCAGUUUACUCUUUUUAUGAUACUAUGACCUUAAUAUGAUUAGGGUUGAUACUCUAAUGCUGUCACUGGGAACAGCUAUUUCCUCAUAUUCGUUGACAUAAUUCUGCAGGAGCCGUUUUAAUUACAAUAGGUUAUCCAUACAGCUAAUGGCAGUGAUAUGUUCUUUUGUUGUGUUUAUCAUCUCUUUUUGCUGUUUUUUUUUGGGGG